CGUUUUGUUACGCCUUUCAGCAAAGCGCACUACCGCAUUGGAUAUUUUGUUUCCGCUCUUACCCGAUACAAACAAGAUGGCCGACGUUGUUGAAAUCCAUAAAUUGAAGUUGGCUGAGCUCAAGCAGGAAUGUGCUGUGAGGGGAUUGGAGGUGAAAGGAAACAAAGGUGACCUUAUUGGACGGUUGCAGGCAUACCUUGAGGAGCAUGCGUGUUAUGUUCCAGAAGAUGAGGUGAAUGAAGAGGAGGUCUUGGGAGAGUUAGAGGACGAGCCUAAAGAGGAGGAAAUCAAUGAAAGACCUGCAGAAGAGGCAGCAGGAGAGACAACUGUGCCUGAAAAGGAUGCUGAGAAGAAAGUUGUGAAAAUCACUGCCCCAGCAGCUGCAGGGGAGAAGCUGCAAAAGAGGGCGGAGCGUUUCAACCUGCCUGCCACUGCUGAUAGUAAGAAAGAGGCCCGCGCUGCCAGGUUCGGUUUACCAGCUCCAACGCCGGCUUCCACACCAGGUGCACCAGUUGCGAAUAGCAAACCAACUGUCAGCGUUGAGGUCCUGAAGAAGCGGGCAGAGCGCUUUGGCAUGAAUGUCUCCCCUGUUGCCAAAACGGUUGAAGUUGACGAGAAACUGAAAAAGAGGAAGGAGAGGUUUGGGAUUCUCACCGCUGCUGCUGCAGUUGGGGCUGAAGAUAGUGAGGCAAAGAAGAGGAAACGUGCAGAGCGAUUUGGAAAUAAUUGAUUCAACAAUUUUUUUACUUUUUUUAACAUGUCAUUGUAUUUUUUAAACUUGUAUCUCUUGUUUUACAGUGGUAAAAUACCAACCUAUGCUGUUUAGUAAACAAAUAUUUACAGUAUGUAAAAGUUUGGACAAUAAAGAUCUUUUUCAAAUCAAAUCAAA
Messenger RNA from Oncorhynchus nerka (sockeye salmon), 889 nucleotides. Its product is annotated as SAP domain-containing ribonucleoprotein. The transcript has 11 exons. Lineage: Eukaryota; Metazoa; Chordata; Actinopteri; Salmoniformes; Salmonidae. Gene Ontology annotation, cellular component: nucleus. The coding region runs from base 77 to 730 and encodes 217 amino acids. Gene Ontology annotation, biological process: poly(A)+ mRNA export from nucleus. The record is from RefSeq and is a predicted model, not a curated record.